Molecule: messenger RNA, 7384 nt
Organism: Bombyx mori (domestic silkworm)
Lineage: Eukaryota; Metazoa; Arthropoda; Insecta; Lepidoptera; Bombycidae
Product: transmembrane protein adipocyte-associated 1 homolog
Exons: 6
Coding region: 322-1452 (376 amino acids)
Biological process (GO): G protein-coupled receptor signaling pathway
Cellular component (GO): plasma membrane
Molecular function (GO): G protein-coupled receptor activity
Source: RefSeq, a predicted model, not a curated record
AUCAAUUUAAAUGUCAAGCUGUCAAUGUCAAAGAAAAGAAUGGAAAAAUAAAGAAAUGUCUUGUCUGCAACAAAGUCUCGAAUAAAAAAACUUUCAUGUUGGUAUGGUACCUAGCACUUUUAAUUUUGCAGAAUACUUUGAGUGAUCGUUUAUUGAUGUCGUAAUUGCCAACAAAUUUAAUUAUUAUUAGAAAGCGUUCAAUUUUCUUUCCUGGCCUUUUAUAUAUAAUGCUAGGCACAAGUUGACAUUACGUUUUUGCUUUUAACUGAGAGUUAAACGUGAAGUUAUGAUUUGUAAACAUUCAUAAUCUAAGUUGGAAAAAUGUAUGGAAGUAACGGAUCUGAUUUGCCUCCCGUGAAGGAGGACACGUUUUGUAAAUACGUGCUAUACUAUGAAAUAAACAAUUCCAGGGUCCGUAUCUGGGAUUUGAUCAUUCUUAUACCAAAUGCUCUCUUUGUGCUUUUCCUAGUGGCUAGGUUUAAUAAGGCUCAAUUAAAGCUUCGUGCCACUAGUAGCCCUAUAUUUUUAACGUUCUAUGCAUUGGUCUGGGGUAACGUGAUAAUAAGUCUGGUGAGAUGUGCAGUUUCAAUGACUGUUAAUGCAGCAAUGCCUUUGGGAGGGCUUAUCGAUAAGAUUUUGUGGGUAAUGGUCAGGUUUUUUCUACUUGCAACAGAAAUGAGUGUUGUAAUAUUUGGAUUAGCUUUUGGUCAUCUUGACAGUCGCAGCAGUAUAAGAUAUGUAUUACUGGCAACAUCCCUUAUAUCGUUAGCCUUUACGGUAACACAAGGCACAUUGGAAAUUGUGAUGCCAGAUGAUAUGUUCCAUAUUGAAACCAGAGAUUAUGACCUCUUUGGCCACGGAGGGAUGCUUUUCUGGUUUACAUCAUCUGUAGUGUUUGCAAUUAUUUAUUUUGUGAUUCUUUUGCUGCCUUGGAUCCCACUACGAGAAUAUUUAGCAUUACCAUCAAAGCUCUCGUUCUACCUGUAUGUGUUCUUGCUGGCGCUAUUGGACGCUACUCAAGCGGUUGGAGCGGGACUCCUGGCCUGGGGUGAUAUGCAAUCUGGAUUGUGUGUAGUUGAUGUUACAACGUGGUUAUACUUUUCUCUAUACACUCCACUGGUUUAUCACACAUUUCUAAGCGAAUUUUUCAGUGUGUCACAACCAAGCAUAAUGUUCUCGUACAAGGCUCAAAUGGACGAGCCAAUGGACGACGAUCAAGUAUCUCUUCCUCACCAGCAGAGCUUCAGUUCUCUCAAAACAGAUUCAGAUUACAUCUAUCAACAGAGUAACAGCGUCUACGACAGCACAUUGUUUGAGGCCGGUGGAACGACCCCCAUGAAUCCUGCGUACAGUGCUUCACUACAGAGUCCGGAUUCAAUAGCUUCCGCUCAGUCUAUUGACACCGGUGCUCCGAUUUCCGGCUUCCACAGCCAGAAUAUACCGUCAACAUAACAACAAAAACGGCAUUACGCCUCGUUCUCUGUCAAUACUACACAUCCAAAGAAAAAACAUUACUAAUUGUAAGAUGUAUUAGUAAACUGUAUGUGAGGGCUCGCUGUGCGUACCUUUGCAUUAGCGUGUUGAAAUGUGUGUCGGAAUGUACUAUUUCUGAUGUUUCCGGAAAUGUAUAUAAGCGGGUCGUGUUGAAUUAAAUUAGUAUUUGAUUUGAUUUAGGUGCAGAUAAUGGUAGUUUUCCAAUUACAGCACAAGAGCGCAUUAUGCGGCAUAAUGCUCAACGUUGAAUGUUCCAACUACAGCAACUCGAAGCACAAUCGAGCACUCUCAAAAGUACUGCUCUCGCGUGAUACUCGCAAUCGAUACCGACUCAGUGACAGAAAAUUUACAAGUGUUUUUUCUUUAAGUUGGCAUUGAUCGAAAUUCUGUUUAUAUUAUCGUUAGUAAUAUUAUUUAAUGUUGAAAAAAAUUGUAAGGCUUUCGUUUUGUCGUAGUUUCUUAGAAAUAAUCAAUGUUAAUUAAAACUGUGCUAACUUAGCGCACUCUGCUGAUGCAUUUGAAAACUAAUUCACGUUCCAAUUAAGCUUCAGCAUAAUUCGGCAUUGUGCGUCACUGAGUCGCAUUAUGCUCUGUAAUUGGAAAACUACCAUAAUGUCUGGGGCUGCUCAUUAAAACUUACCAAAUAGAGGCUUCGAAAAAUACAUACAUCAAAUUAUGUAAGUCUAUGCUGCGAAACUUCUGUUCGAUUUUGGGGUUCACAUUUUGAAAUCUCCCGCCAACUUGCCCGGUACCCGCGCAAUCUACUGAGCGCGACACUAGCGCUACGUGUUGCCGCAGUUUGUGCAACAUUUGAAAAAGGAGUCGUGAAAUCUUUGAGCAGUUGGCGGUAAGUCCGUAAUUCUUUAAAUCUUUAAAAUAUCAUAAAACUGAGCUAUCGUACAACUUCAAAAGGUCGAUAUCAUUAGGAUCGCCUGCGACUUGAAAUUAUUUCCUUUAUUUAUCAUAACGGUAUUCGAUUUUACAAUCGAUUUUCAAUUACGCAAUACAAUCGAAUCAUAUUGACAACUUGUAUGUAUGUUAUAAUAUAAUUUUAAACAUAAUAUAUUAUAUGGUAGGUAUGUAUGAUCUCCGGAUCGAGCGUAACGACCUCUAUAUUGCUAAAUUAGUGUCGUAAUUGAUCCAUCCACAGAUGACAUUAGAUUUACAAAGAAAUAAAUAAUAUAUACUUAAUAGGUACAUAAUAGGCAUUAAUUAGAACUUCUGAAAUAUAUUUUGUCACUUCUUUAUUCUAACGCGGUAAUAUUACUACUAUCUUUAAAAUUAAUUCUUUUGUUUAAUAUUUUCACAUGCUUUUUAUACCCUUUGAGUGUUUAUAUCGAUUAACAAAAAUCGAACGAUGCCGAAAAUAGUUUAUCCCCAUUUAUUUUAAUUGUUGCGUUGACUAGGGUUUUUAAUAUCAUUGAUUCUUACCAGUCUUGAGUUAAGCUAUGAUUAGUUUUUAAGCAUUUUUUUUUUUUUUUAAGCAUAGUUUAUUUGUCUUAACCUUUCAUUUUGUACGUUAGUGAUAAAAAUAAUUUGAAGUAUUGUAUUGAUGAUUAAUAAUGAGUACCUUAAUGAUUAAAUUCAGCUAUCCGUUCACCAAACAUAACAUAUAAAUAUAAAAUGUUUACCAGUAUUCUUAGGUAACGAAUAAUAAUUAAAGCUAAAUCUCUAGCUUAGUCCAAUUAUAUCUAGAGUUUACAUCGAAUAUCUCAUUCUAACCACACCAACAUACCAUUAGCCGAUAUAACAUCAUGAAUUGUGAUUAUUAUCGAAGUCACGAAUCGUUAAUAUUUCAACAUUUUAAUUUUAUUAUUGUUGUAUUUAUUUCCCAAAUAAUAUUAUAUCGAUCAUAAAAAUCUAUAAAGUUUCGAUAUUGAAGUGUUACUUUUGCCCGUUUGUCUAUUUCUAAUACUAUAUUAAAAUAGAUACCAGCUAAACUAUGGAAUAAAACGAUUUUAUGUAUUGUUGGAAUCUCAUAAUAGACAUCAGCUCUAUCUUUAUGGUUAUCUUUGUGUUUCACUUUUUGACUAAUUCUUCGUCUCGUUAUGUUUGUUAUAAACGAACCAAAUCGAUGCCUCCAAUGAAAACCUACUCUAACUCAACAUUUUGAAAUUUUCGUUUUUCUUGCAAAUCGCUUCACUAUGUUAAAAGUAUUACAAUUAAUAAUUAUUGAUGGGGCUCGAAGCAAGAGUAAAUCAGCUAGUUACACAAAAAAAACAUAAAUGAGUCGUCUAUUAUCAAAGGUGGCAAUCUGUGCAUUUGGACAAAAAAAUAUUAUUGAUAUGUCAAUACAGAUUGAUCUGAAUAUAAUCGUCUCCUUCAAAGAAUACGGUUCAAAACCUGCAUUAAAUAAAGGUUAAUACUUAACCUGUUAUUUAUCUAAGAUGUCGUUCCGAAGAGUUUUGUGACUGCCAAUGGAAUACAAAGUCAAUAAUUCGUUUUUCUGAUUUACCAAUAAUUGUCCAAGUCAGAUUGCCGGCUUUGAUAAUAGUCGACUCAAUUAAUCAUUAUUGAUGGGGUUCGAAGCAAGAGUAAAUCAGCUAGUUACACAAAAAAAAAACCAUAAAUAUAUCUGCAAUAAUAAAGAUUUUAUCAACUUUUUUCGUUUAAACGCUCCUCCAGUAAAUCUACGAAUUUGGAGUUAGCGUAGUGUUCAUUGGAGGCAUCGAUUAAUGUAGGAAACGCGGUCUAUUACGUAUAACUGUUGUAUUGAUGACGAUUUACGUACUAUAUCCCAAUAAAACUGUCAAUUUCUAUGCGUUUAGAAAUAUCAGUAAAAAUUACCGAAAUUUGUGAAGAAUUCUGCUGUAAGUGAAUGUUUUUUAAUAAGGAGUAUAAUUUAAUAUAUUGUGUUUCAUGCGAUUGUACUAAACGUUAAUCAAAUGUUAUGGAGGCAUAGUUUUUACAUUUUUAUUUAAAGCAAUAGUUUUACUUAGGCCAUGUCGGAACGAUCUUCUGUAUAUAAAAUUCUAUUUAUGAAACACUUCGACCAAAAUUGACUAAAUUUGAUAUUUUAGGACUUACUUAUCUUACUUUAUUUCAGUUAAUUUAAAUUGGUCCUGCUCUAAGAAUAAUAAAACUAUGGAAUAGUAACUCGCCUACAAUUGCACUUUAGAUUAUGGUUCCAUUUACGCACACAAAGAAAAGCAAAUACAACGAACACUCACACUCUUUCACGCUUGCACGCGAUUGGCCGCGCCAAGGUCACGGUCCGCAAGCUCCACCCAGCGCACCCUUAUGACGAUGACGUUAUGCAGUAAUAAUUAAUUCAUAAAAUAUUUUCUCGUUUUUUUAUUAAAUGACUUUAUUAGCGCAAUAAAGAUAAAUGCAGUUUAUAAGUUAGUACAUGAGAUAAGAAUAUGAUAAUUAAACUUAAAAUCAAUAAUACUACUACUACUAGCAUACAAGGUGUAAGGCACACGACUUCCACUUUCAAGUAUGUACAUGGCCUCUUUUUGAAAGUGUAUGCUUCAUAUUGUGCUAUUUUUGCAAUGCGUCCAAUUCAUUUCUUUCCAACCGAACUAUCACAAGCGGCUAUCCAUUGUUUACGUUGAAUUUCAUUUGUCGGAAAUCUGCAGUAAUAAAACCAUUUGUUAUCGCUGCAUAAUAUCAUACUUGUUACUUAAAUAAAACUUGUUUUAUCUGAGCAGUAUAAACAACUACUACUUCAUAGAAAAAGUAAUCGUACAUAUUGCAUAACACUAUCCAUCAUCAAUACUAUGAAAUUUUACGAUGUUUGUAUACUUACUUAUGAAAGCUAAUUCCACUGUUUUUCAUAUCUGUAUGGCUUUUACACCAUUUCACGACACAAUAUUGCAUACUGGCAAAAUUAAAAGGCGCAAAAUAAUAAUUAUCUGGUCAACCGAAAACUGACGCAACACGACCGCACGACACGAGUGCCACAGCGAACUGGCGCGCCGUUCUGUAGCUAUUUUAAGCCCCGCCCUCCGCGGUAACUAUUUACGUGGAACCAUUUUUGAAGCGUAAUUACUUUUUUAAAGUUUUAUUAUUCGUAGGUCCUGCUGGUUUUUAUACUUUUAUUCUUUUCGAUAAAUCGGUGAAAAACACAACCCUAUCCAUGUGCCUGAGUUACGGGAUAUUUAUCACAACUAAUAUUUUUCCUUUUAAUGUCGCAAUUGUCUGAUACAUAACUGGCUAAUUCUCAUGUUUUGGAUUUUUUAUUAUUUCUUCACGGAACUAAGGGGCAUCCGAAGUCAUUUUUAAUACACAACUGUGUGAUGAAAUUGUGCUACGUAAUAAGUUAAAGGUAUUUCAAAAUUACUACUUUGUAAUAAAUGAUAUUUUAGGAUUGCCUGUGGUUACGGCGCCAGGUUAAUCACUCAACUAAACAUAAAUAUUUGUCGCUUCGUAAAUUUUACUGUGUGCUUAGUGCGAGUUUUUUAACUUCUUUAUCCUAUAAAAGUCAACUCAAAUUUAUAUAGAGUUGUAACAACGCCCCUAGCGACAAACGUAGUUUCAACUCCAUAUUAUUAUAACGCUGUUCUAACUCCAUACAAAUUUGAAUUAAGUUCUACGCGAUCGAAAAGUAAAAAAACUCGCACUAAGCACACUGAAGCUGGCAUACCCCUUUCCCUGCGCUUGGAGACCGUGGAUGCCGCAUGUGAUAAUUUCUAACUAUACCCGAUGAAAUAAUAAAAAUAAUAGUCUUAGUGUUAAGUAAAUUCAUACAAUCUUAUUACAAUUUCAGAAUCCACUAUCUCAAACUAGUCUUCAUGGCCACUUAAUUAAAGAGUAUAUUUGACUAGACUUUUGGAAUAGUGCUUUUUAAGCGAUAAUGGUUGUAGGUCUGUAACUUUUCUACAUAAUGUAUUUUUUUUUUCAUGUUUGGCAUCUAUUUUAUUGUAUUUAGUUCAAACGUAUCAAACUGAGCGAUCAAUUAAAGAUAGGUAUCUACAUAUCGAUACGAAAGUUUUUAACAAAGUGCAAUGGCCAGUAAGUAGGUAUGUUUUCGUUGCGUAUCCAGAAUGCUUUGGUUUGAAAAAUGUUCGCAAGUACCUAUAGCUGUUACUUCAAAACUAUCCUGAGCGGCAUUCACGUUGUCAUUUCAAUGGGAUCCGAUACACCAGGCGAGCCAUGAUCUGAAUUAUCCAGCUAAAUUAUUUAAAAAAAAAAAGUCUCCAAAAAGUGGUCUAUUUUAAAAAAAAUAUUCAAUCAGAGUAGAAAAUACAGAGUCAACCAGGACAAUUUUAAACAAAUAAGUUUAAUGUAAAAGUUUCAUUCGAUAACUUUUUAACUCUGACUUGGUGUAAUUAAGAUGCAGUAAAUAAUAAUAUCGAAACUUUGGAAACUACCUGGUUGACUAUAUUAUGUAAUACCGUAUAGUUGUGAUUUGUGCAAUGAGUAUUGUAAUAGAUUCGUUUUUUUUUUAUCAAUGUUUUGCUAUGAAUGUAUAAACUUCUUAAUUGAUUUUAUAUUUUAGUGGAGCUCGUUUUGUUCUGUGAUCGUAUAUUUACCUCUAUUAUAAUUUUGUUGUAAAUUUUAUGGGUGUGAAUAGGAAUUUGAGUAAAAAUAAUUUAAGUAAUAUUAAUUUUUAUACAUCUACGAAUAAUUUGACUGUGAUCAUUUCCUUUAUUAUGUUAUGAAUUCUAAACUAUUUAGGCACGUAUGAAAGUUUCUACAAUAAUUCUUAAAUGAACAUUUACAUACUACUUUGGGAUGGCAUAUUUUUUAUCAAACAAAAACAGUGACUAAAUAAUAUGAAUUGUAUUAAAGUUUGCCUACUCCUAGAUGCAAAGCAAAAGUCAAUUCUCGAAUUAUACACGUUAGUUUUUUUUUGCUGUGAUGGUCCAAAUUUUAUGUAAAGCUAUAUUAUAUUUUUGUUGAUGGUAGAUGUUUUUUUUUCUUUAAAUAAAAUACUUUUAAGUAA